AUGGCUACCAGUCGCCGCGCUGCAAAGGCAGCCCCUGAAGAAGAUAUCGCAGCCAUGGACUCUACGCCGCGAACUACCACGACGCCACGCACCUCGCCCUUCCUUCCGACACCUCUCGAAAGAGCCGGGCUCGUCCUCUUUCCAGCCAUGCUGAUCUUUGGCACUAUAUUCUCCAUCAUAUCACCCCAGACGCGAGCCGCUCCAUACGAUCACGUCACACAAUCGCAUCUGCAAGACCCGAGCUUUUCGCCAAGCUACUUUGCGCGCAAGUCCAACCUGUUCAACGUCCUUUUCGUCAAGAGAGGCUGGGCCUGGAUCACUGUUGCCUUCUUCGGCUUUGUGUUUAGCCAUCCCAGCACCGCGAACCUGGAACGACGUGCCCGGGCUAUCUUUCGAUGGUUUGCUGUUACAUCCAUGUGGUUUCUUGUUACGCAGUGGUGUUUUGGUCCUGCUUUGAUCGAUCGCGGUUUCCGAUGGACAGGUGGUCGCUGCGAGCUCGCUAGAAGGGAGGUCGAGUUUGGCGUCGACAGUGUCGCGGACAAGGUCACAGCUGUGGCAUGCAAGGCUGCCGGUGGAAAGUGGAAGGGUGGUCAUGACAUAUCGGGUCAUGUCUUCCUCCUCACCCUCGGCACUGCAUUCCUCAUGCAGGAAGUUGGCUGGGCUGUCUUGAGGUGGUCUGGCAAGCGAAACGAAGAGCGAUGUGUCGUUAUGUCUGAUGGAGCACUCAAGAGCGCCAAUGUCGAGGCAGAUCAUGCUAUGGGCGAAGGCGCAGGAGAGCCUGCACUUGGACUCGGUGGCAAAUUUGCUGUCGGAGUCAUAGGACUUAGCUCCUGGAUGCUGCUUAUGACAGCUAUCUACUUCCAUACCUGGUUUGAGAAGUUUACUGGACUAAUGACCGCCGGUACAGCCUUUUACAUUGUGUACGUGGUGCCUCGUUUUGUGCCUGGUGUGAGACAGAUCGUUGGUCUGCCUGGCAUAUAA
Fusarium pseudograminearum CS3096 is the source of this 981-nucleotide messenger RNA. RefSeq lists its product as uncharacterized. Gene Ontology annotation, biological process: lipid droplet organization; phospholipid biosynthetic process; lipid storage. The transcript is spliced from 2 exons. The record is from RefSeq and is a predicted model, not a curated record. Gene Ontology annotation, cellular component: endoplasmic reticulum membrane. The coding region runs from base 1 to 981 and encodes 326 amino acids. NCBI's taxonomy places the organism in Eukaryota, Fungi, Ascomycota, Sordariomycetes, Hypocreales, Nectriaceae.